AUGGAUUACAUAACAGUUUUGCUUUUGCUUUCCUUUGUGUGGACAUGCAUUCAUCUCCUCAAGCUCAGUCCAAUUGGCCGGAAACCCAUCGUUUCCUCUCCCGAAACCGCCAAAGAGGUCCUACACAGAAAUGAUCAAGCCUUCUCCGGCCGAGCAGUCCUGGGUGCUGUCAAAGCCCAUAACCAUCAUGAAUCUUCAGUGAUAUGGAGUCCGACAUCUGCUUAUUGGCGAAAGAUUAGGAAGAUAUGCACCAGGGAAAUGUUUUCGGUGCAGCGGCUCAAUGCCAGCCAAAGCCUUCGGAGAAAAAUUGUACAGGAACUGCUGGAACAUGUGGAAGAAUGUUGCGGUAGGGGUUGUGCAGUCGAUAUUGGUGCAGCAACCUUCACAGCAAGCCUUAAUUUGUUAUCGAACACUAUUUUCUCCACUAAUUUGGCUCAUCAUGGUUCUACUUUUUCACAAGAGUUCAAGGAUAUUGUAUGGGGUGUGAUGGAAGAAGCUGGAAAACCCAACUUUGCAGAUUAUUUCCCGGCCUUGCUCUACAAGGGUGGAUAG
Messenger RNA from Vitis riparia (riverbank grape), 552 nucleotides. Its product is annotated as inactive cytochrome P450 76AD1-like. NCBI's taxonomy places the organism in Eukaryota, Viridiplantae, Streptophyta, Magnoliopsida, Vitales, Vitaceae. Gene Ontology annotation, molecular function: heme binding; monooxygenase activity; oxidoreductase activity, acting on paired donors, with incorporation or reduction of molecular oxygen. The record is from RefSeq and is a predicted model, not a curated record. The coding region runs from base 1 to 552 and encodes 183 amino acids. The transcript is spliced from 2 exons.